AUGGAGACCUGGUUUUGGAUUCUCGGCUGGGUUCUUUCAUUUCUGACCAUCACUGGAAAUUUGUUUACAAUCUUCCUCAUCUGCAGCAGACGAAAUCUCCGCACCAAAACCAACGCGUUUAUUCUUUCACUCGCCGUGGCAGAUUUCUUUGUUGGUUUGAGCGUUAUUCCCUCAAUGUUCUUCUGCGACAACUUCUGCGAAUGGCCUCGACGUUGGCUGUCUUGGGUGAAUUUUACAAGAUGGUUGUUUAGUAAUGCAUCUGUUGUAAACUUAUGCGUCUUAGUACUGGAUCGUUUUAUUGCCAUCGUCCAUCCUCUAAAAUACAUUACAUUUAUGAAUCGCCGCCGAAUUAACCAAGUUAUUUUUUUCUCUUGGCUUCUAACAGUUAGUUUUAAUGUGCUAAAAGUUACCCUCUAUAUGUUUUAUUUCAGAAAAAUUCGUGUUAUCUUUAUUUGGCUGAUUAUAAUUUUCUUCGAGUUCCUUCCAUGUGUUGUAUUAAUAUCCUGCUUUGCAUCAAUGAUAUUUCACGUACACAAGCAUGAUCGGUCAGCACGCAUCGUCGCAAAGCAGUUACGUUUUAACCAUCAGGUGUCGUUUAAAACCCAUCACGAGAAGUCUGCAGUAAUAAUGAUGGGUAUUGUGAUAGGAGUGUUUCUUGUUUGCUAUGGGAUGUAUCUGCGUUGUAGUUUUUUAAUACUAUUCCACACUACCUCAUCGCCAUGCAAUGAUGAAAAGUACAAAAUUCCUGUCUUGGUUUUAAACUCGGCCAUUAACCCGCUGGCCUAUGCCUUUUUGAAAAGAGACAUAAAAAGAGAGUUUAAAAGAAUUGUCAGCGCUGCUUUUAAAGAAAAUAACAAAGUUAACUGA
Messenger RNA from Porites evermanni, 867 nucleotides. Lineage: Eukaryota; Metazoa; Cnidaria; Anthozoa; Scleractinia; Poritidae. The record is from the annotation of a GenBank genome assembly.